Molecule: messenger RNA, 10896 nt
Organism: Talpa occidentalis (Iberian mole)
Lineage: Eukaryota; Metazoa; Chordata; Mammalia; Eulipotyphla; Talpidae
Gene: DCTN1
Product: dynactin subunit 1
Exons: 26
Coding region: 1943-5371 (1142 amino acids)
Biological process (GO): establishment of mitotic spindle orientation; nuclear migration
Cellular component (GO): axon; microtubule associated complex; spindle pole
Source: RefSeq, a predicted model, not a curated record
UGGUUGGGCAAGGAGGCAGGAGAUUAGGAAACAGAGCACAAGAACAGUGCCAUGUUGGGGAGCCUGAGAGUCUUCGUGUGCCUGCCUCUGGAUGGGCACUGCCAUGAAUGCCCACCUUGCUCUCCUCCGUCUUUCUCUGCCUCUUCCUCUGGUGUGGGGCCUCUGCAACCCCUUGCAGCCUUCCACCAGCCAUCACUGGAGUGGGGCACAACUGUGCGAGCCCAUAACUCUUCUAAACUCUUAAGUCGCUGCCAUGACUUCCUCACACCAGCCCUGCCUUGGGCCUGUCUGUGCCCAAGCUGUCUGUGACUUGCAUGUGCCUGUCUGAUUUGUACAUACUGUGCUGUAUGUAUGAUUCUGUGAUUUCCUUAUUGCCAACCUGUCUCAGGCCUGUUUGACCUUGCAUGGGAUUGGGGUAUUAGAAGGGGAGAGGAAUACAUCUUUCCCACUCCUAGUUGGUGUUGUGUUCUCACUUUGGAAUCUUGCCAGGGAAGAAAUCACAUAACAUUACUUGCUUUGGGGUCUUGACUUGGGUGGGAAUGUGGAGGUAAGAGGAAAAUAAUGCUUUAAUGAAUGCUGGGACCCACUUCAAAGUUAUAAAAACUUGGCUUCUGCUCUUGAUUAUUGUCUCCUGGUUGGGGUUCCCAUCUCACAACAGGCCCCUGAAUAGAGAAGAGCAUGGACCUGCAGUCUGUUACCUAUGGAAGAGUUCUGCUUACAGCCUGACCUUAUCCAGGGUGGGGCCUGGGCCAUGCCCCAAACCUGGGGUCUUGGUAGCUGCCUGGGGAAAUGUGGCAAAGUCCAGCCUAGGCUGCCUGUGCUGGCAUACAGUGCCUUCUUUGCUCAUGGUGCAAAGUGUCAGCCAAGUAGUCAAGUCCCCCCCAACUCCCUGAGCAGGCCUUCCUCUCCAUUGGUUCUCUCAUAGCAGAUCACUUAGCCCAAGGGCCCCUGCUCUCAUCCUAUAUGCAACAGGGAGUUAUCAGAACAAAAAAGGAACUUUGAGCGAGAGCACAGAAGACAACCAGAUCUCUCUGCAGGUGCUCAGUCCUUUCUGAAAACACUUAUAGACAGGCAUUAACCUGCCGUCAGCCAGGGGAGAGUUGGGAGAGGAGCCAAACACUGUUAUCAGAACUGCUGCUCAGUGUUCCCCAGGGUUUCUUAAUUUCACUGUGUUCCCCCCAAAGCUGAUGCUGUCACAGGAGGGGUACUCUGGUUGUAUGUGCUUGAUGAACAACCAAAGGGCGUUGUCAAUGUAUGGAAGAAACAGAAGUGGAAUUGAUAGGGUUGUGUGCAGAGGGGAGUGUGAGUAUGAGAGAGUAAUGGAGCAGUGAGGCCCUGGCCCCAGAGGGUACCAUUUCUGGGAUGGCCCCAGCCCAGUUUCUUGGAGCAAACUCUUGAGGGUGGGAUUGGGGGCAGAGAAGAGGAGGGAGGAGCCAGAACCUGUUCUUUGGAGGCAGAAGCAGAGCAGGCUCUGCGCAGUACUUUGUCCUGUCAUGAGGAGGAGGAGGAGCCAGCAGAGCCAGGCGGUUGCUAGGUGACCAAGAAUCAGUAGCUCCACCCCCAUGGAGAUGAGGAGGGUGGGGGCAUGACGUCAGGCGGAGCUGAUUCUGCGGCCACUGAGGCUGCCAUCAACCUAAGCUGGUGAACUGGGCCGGCUCCUGGGCCGGCCUCGCCCGGUGCCUGCCUGAGCCUGCGGAGCCCCACUGCGCACCUUUGGGAGCUUUUGCAUCUGAGCCGCAGCCAUUUCGAGCUGGGAAAACACCAUACUGGGAAGCUGAGGCUGCAUUGUUGGGAUUUGAUGCACUAAUCUCCUGUCUCCGCCGCCUUUCCCUCUGUUCGGUCUCUCUCUCUCCCUCCCUUCGUCUGUCCUUCCUCUGUGUGUUUGUCCAUCCUCCUCUGUCCCUCUUUUCAUUCCUCUCCUGGUUUUCUUUGCUUUUCUGCAAUGAUGAGACAGGCACCGACAGCCCGAAAGACCACAACUCGGCGGCCCAAGCCUACCCGCCCAGCCAGUACUGGUGUGGCCGGGGCCAGUAGCUCCCUGGGCCCCUCCGGUUCAGCAUCAGCAGGUGAACUGAGCAGCAGUGAGCCCAGCACGCCAGCUCAGACUCCACUGGCAGCGCCCAUCAUCCCCACACCGGCUCUCACUUCUCCUGGAGCAGCCCCCCCACUUCUUUCCCCCUCUAAGGAGGAGGAGGGGCUGAGGGCCCAGGUGCGGGACCUGGAGGAGAAACUGGAGACCCUGCGGCUAAAACGGGCAGAAGACAAGGCAAAGUUAAAAGAACUGGAGAAACACAAGAUCCAGCUGGAGCAGGUGCAGGAAUGGAAGAGCAAAAUGCAGGAGCAGCAGGCAGAUCUGCAGCGUCGUCUCAAGGAAGCACGGAAGGAAGCCAAGGAGGCACUGGAGGCAAAGGAACGCUACAUGGAGGAGAUGGCUGACACUGCUGAUGCCAUUGAGAUGGCCACUCUGGACAAGGAGAUGGCUGAAGAGCGAGCUGAGUCCUUGCAACAGGAAGUGGAGGCACUGAAGGAACGUGUGGAUGAGCUCACCACUGACUUGGAGAUUCUCAAGGCUGAGAUUGAAGAGAAGGGAUCAGAUGGGGCUGCAUCCAGUUACCAGCUCAAACAGCUCGAGGAACAGAAUGCCCGCCUAAAGGAUGCCCUGGUGAGGAUGCGGGAUCUGUCUUCUUCAGAGAAGCAGGAGCAUGUGAAACUCCAGAAACUUAUGGAAAAGAAAAACCAAGAACUGGAGGUCGUGAGGCAACAACGGGAGCGUCUGCAGGAGGAGCUGACCCAGGCAGAGAGCACUAUUGAUGAGCUCAAGGAGCAGGUGGAUGCUGCUUUGGGAGCUGAGGAGAUGGUGGAGAUGUUGACAGACCGGAACCUGAAUCUGGAAGAGAAAGUGCGGGAGUUGAGAGAGACUGUGGGGGAUUUGGAAGCAAUGAAUGAAAUGAAUGAUGAGCUGCAGGAGAAUGCACGGGAGACAGAGCUGGAGCUGCGGGAGCAGCUGGACAUGGCGGGUGCGCGGGUUCGGGAGGCCCAGAAGCGUGUGGAAGCAGCCCAGGAGACAGUUGCUGACUACCAGCAAACUAUCAAGAAGUACCGCCAGUUGACUGCCCACCUACAGGAUGUGAAUCGGGAACUGACAAACCAGCAGGAAGCAUCUGUGGAGAGGCAGCAACAGCCACCUCCAGAGACUUUUGACUUCAAAAUUAAGUUUGCUGAGACAAAGGCCCAUGCCAAGGCAAUUGAGAUGGAAUUGAGGCAGAUGGAGGUGGCCCAAGCCAACCGGCACAUGUCCCUGCUGACAGCCUUCAUGCCUGAUAGCUUCCUUCGGCCAGGUGGGGACCAUGACUGUGUCCUGGUGCUGCUACUCAUGCCUCGUCUCAUAUGCAAGGCAGAGCUGAUCCGAAAGCAGGCUCAGGAGAAGUUUGAAUUAAGUGAGAACUGUUCAGAGCGACCUGGGCUGCGAGGAGCUGCAGGGGAGCAGCUCAGCUUUGCUGCUGGGUUGGUGUACUCGCUAAGUCUGCUGCAGGCCACACUCCACCGCUAUGAGCAUGCCCUCUCUCAGUGCAAUGUGGAUGUGUAUAAGAAGGUGGGCAGCCUCUACCCUGAGAUGAGUGCCCACGAGCGCUCCUUGGAUUUUCUCAUUGAGCUGCUGCACAAGGAUCAGCUGGAUGAGACUGUCAAUGUAGAGCCUCUCACCAAGGCCAUCAAGUACUACCAGCAUCUGUACAGCAUCCACCUUGCCGAACAGCCUGAGGACAGUACCAUGCAACUGGCUGACCAUAUUAAGUUUACCCAGAGCGCCCUGGACUGCAUGAGUGUAGAGGUGGGGAGGCUGCGUGCCUUCUUGCAGGGUGGGCAGGAGGCUUCAGAUAUUGCCCUGCUGCUCCGAGAUCUGGAAACAUCUUGUAGUGACAUCCGCCAGUUUUGCAAGAAGAUCCGAAGGCGAAUGCCAGGGACAGAUGCUCCUGGGAUCCCAGCUGCACUGGCAUUUGGACCACAGGUAUCCGACACACUCCUCGACUGCAGGAAACACUUGACGUGGGUGGUGGCUGUGCUACAGGAGGUAGCAGCUGCUGCUGCUCAGCUCAUUGCCCCACUGGCAGAGAAUGAAGGGUUGCCUGUGGCUGCCCUGGAGGAGCUGGCUUUCAAAGCAAGCGAGCAGAUCUAUGGGACCCCCUCUAGCAGCCCCUAUGAGUGUCUACGCCAGUCAUGCAACAUCCUCAUCAGUACCAUGAACAAGUUGGCCACAGCCAUGCAGGAGGGAGAGUAUGAUGCAGAGCGGCCCCCCAGCAAGCCUCCUCCAGUGGAACUGCGGGCUGCAGCCUUGCGUGCAGAGAUCACAGAUGCUGAAGGCCUGGGCUUGAAGCUGGAAGAUCGAGAGACAGUUAUCAAAGAGUUGAAGAAGUCACUCAAGAUCAAGGGGGAGGAGCUGAGUGAAGCCAAUGUGCGACUGAGCCUCCUGGAGAAGAAGCUGGACAGUGCUGCCAAGGAUGCAGAUGAGCGCAUUGAGAAAGUCCAGACUCGGCUAGAGGAGACCCAAGCACUGCUGCGCAAGAAGGAGAAAGAGUUUGAGGAGACGAUGGAUGCACUCCAGGCUGACAUUGACCAGCUAGAGGCAGAGAAAGCAGAGCUGAAGCAGCGACUGAAUAACCAGUCCAAACGUACAAUCGAGGGGAUCCGGGGAGCCCCCGCAUCGGGCAUUGCAACCUUGGUCUCUGGCAUUGCUGGUGGUGGUGCCCCUGGACAGGCUCCAGGGUCCAUGUCAGGGCCUGGGCUGGUGAAGGACUCACCACUGCUACUUCAGCAAAUCUCUGCCAUGAGGUUGCACAUCUCCCAGCUCCAGCAUGAGAACAGCAUACUCAAGGGAGCCCAGAUGAAGGCGUCCUUAGCAGCCCUGCCUCCUUUGCAUGUUUCAAAGCUCUCCCUCCCACCCCGUGAGGGUCCUGACAGUGAACUAGCAGCUGGAGCACUGUAUCGUAAGACCAGCCAACUGCUAGAGACGUUGAAUCAGCUGAGCACGCAUACCCGCGUAGUCGAUAUCACUCGCACCAGCCCUGCUGCCAAGAGCCCGUCGGCCCAGCUCCUGGAGCAAGUGGCUCAACUCAAGUCCCUAAGUGAUACCAUUGAGAAGCUCAAGGAUGAAGUCCUCAGGGAGACUGUGUCUCAGUGCCCUGGAGCCAUGGUCCCCAGUGACUUUGCCACUUUCCCUUCAUCAGCCUUCCUCAGGGCCAAGGAGGAGCAGCAGGAUGACACUGUCUACAUGGGCAAAGUGACCUUCACAUGUGCGGCUGGCCUUGGACAGCGACAUCGGCUGGUGCUGACCCAGGAACAGCUGCAUCAGCUUCAUGGUCGCCUCAUCUCCUAAGUGCUCCUUCCCCUGUCCCCUCCUACCCUUAGCCUCUUGAUGCCACUCUGCUUGAUGCACAGCCACCUCAGCCAGCCCCCAGGUAGAACUGUGUAUGUAAAGCUGCCCUGUUCAGCUUCACUCCCACCCAUCAGUGCCCUGCCCCUACCCACCCUUGACAUGGGUUUCCCUUGGCCUGAAUUUGCUGUUCAGCUGCUCCCUCCUUCCUGAGGAAGGAGUUUUCUAGGGGCCUCAGAGCAUGUGAAAGGUAGGCUGAGACACCACCACCAAAGGCUGAGUGAAGUCCCCCGAUUGAGGACUUCACCCCCUGAUUAAAGCAACUUGUGCUUCCAUGCUUUCUGUGUGGUUUGGGAAUGGUGCUUUGUCCAUUCAGUGCAGAACAGCGAAGGAAAAGGAAUGCUGAGACUUUGGCUGUGCCGAAUUUGGGCCCCCCUCUCUAAUGUCCAGUAGAAUGCUGUUCCCUUGGUUUUAUGUCCAGUAAAUUACCCUGAACAAAAGGGAAAGGACUAGACUGAGGAUGUGACACCUGACUUGUGUCUGGAAUUAGGAAGGGAGGGAGUGUGUAACCUCUGCCAGUCCCACCUCUACUUCCCGCAUCUUUCAUAUCUCUUCGGGCCAGUGUUUGGAGACUGGUCUGAUAUCACUACCAUGUGAACCACUGCUCUCCAGAAUGCCAGAUUCAUUCAUCCAGUUGCCUAUUGGUAUCUUUUUUCAAAGUCAAGUCUAAAACAAAAAUCAUCUCCUCCGUGUCCUGGGUUUGAUGAACUCAAAUAAUGGAUGUUUGACACCUUCUUCACUUUCCUUAACUAAUUCAGUUCCCCAGUCUUAUUCAACAUUUCCUUCACUAUUGUCAGAGAUAUGUUCACAUUUUCCCAUGCCCUCUGAUGCUAAUUUUGUGUAUAAUUUCUUGCUGUGGGUACUUAAGCAAUCUUUAAAAUGGUUACUCUCACUUGUUUACCUCUCUCAACAAAUUCUCAUGGAUGACAGAGGGUCUUUUCCAAAAUACAAACAGGAUCAUGUCACUUCUUACUUGAAAUUCUGAAUUGAUCCUUCCAACUAGAAUUUAAAAUUAACUAGAAGGUGUCCCUGGUGGUGCAAGGGGUUAAGCAUAGCACUGCAAAGCUAUCCGCAGCCACUGCAGCACGCGUUAGAUCCCCAGCCAGGGAGCUACCCUCAUGGCACAGCAGACCUCUCCUGUCUUGCCUGCUGCUCCCCUCAGCAGUGUAUUUCAGUCAGUCUGCCUGUUGUGCUCCCCACUCUGUCUCUGGUGAAUCCUCUCACCCUCCGCACCUCUGGCCUGUACCCCGGUCCUUGUAUGCAUAAUUAAAUAAAUCUUUAAAAAAAAUUAACUAGAAUGGCACACAAGGCCAUCUGUGAUUUGGGUGCAGCCUUGGUGAACCCCUUCAGUUUCUUUGCCACCCUGUGCUCUUUCAGGCCUAUGCCAGCUGCCUCCUUCCCUUCAUUUUAUUAUUCUGCUCCUACUCCACCCCAUUCUUCAACUGGCAUCCUCUUCAUUUAUUAAGACAGCUGUGGCAUUGUCACCUCAGGAAAUCACCAAUCCCUGCUGCCUAUUAGCUGCUCUGCUUCUGGAAUCAGCAAAGAAUGUGAAUCUUCUAUAUGUACUUGGAUUUUAGUUGCUUUGUGAUCUUGACUUGGUCUCUGAUUUCCAGUCUGCUUUCUCAACUGCACAGUGGGAAUAAUGACACCUUGGAGGGUUGUGAUGAAGGCUAGAUCAUGCUGGAAACCUCAAGCACUUUGCCUGGUGCAUGGCAGGCUUUCUUUUCUUUAGCACACACUCUUGUGACACUGCCUUAUGCUAGUAAGCAUGUUAUUCUAUUGUAUUGUUGGUUAACCCAUCUUUUUCCCAUUUCAGACACACUGAGAAUUCCUUUAGGUCACUUCCCUCUCUCUGUACCCCAGAGCACAGGAGAAGGGCACAUAUUUUGGAGAGUGUACUGUGAGUUUGAUUUUAGAUAUGAGUUUGAGGUGCUGGUGAGAAUGUUCAUUUGGAGAUGUCCAUUGAUAGUUAGCUCCAGUGGGGUCUGGAGCUCAGCAGAGAAGUCAGGAUUAGAAAGUUUGGAGUUGUGUGAGUGGUCAUUGAAGUCACGGUUUAGAUGAGAUUUUGUCUUAAUUCAGUUUACUUAAAAAACUGAACCUGAGGCAGAGCUUACGUGCUAGAGCUUUACUGGCAGAUGCAAUUCCAGAUCAGUGACAGUGAUGGAAAGGAAGAAGGGAAGCUACUCAGGAAAGGGAAACAAGAUUUGUUUUAAUGAGUUGGCAACUGUUUCACAAAGACAGUGAUAACUAGAUAGAUAUGAUGCCUACUGGAACAUUAUGUUGGAUUUGAGGGAGUGAUAAGAGAACAAAUUCACCUACUUUUCCUCCUGUCUCCCAUCCUAUAUUGCUCCUAGUUUUCCCUGUGGGGUGUUUGUUUCCCCCUUACUUGAGAGGAUAGUAUUGUGUGGCCAAUGGAAAGGCCAGAUCCCAUGCUCUGCAGCAUGGUGUGGCAUCUGAGUGCUGAAGCAGUGAGGCAGAUGGAAGGCACUGGCCCACAGGACUUGGUCAGGCAGAGGAAGCAGCUGGAGCAAGCACCUGAGAGUCAGGUGUGGUUGCGGGUCACCUGAAGAGAGUAUAUAGGGCAGGGGGAGGGCAUAGCAGAGCCUGAAGGAGGUAUUGGAAUAAAGACCCCCAAGAGAAAGAGGAAAGAAAUUCAGGAGAAGUAGUCUUCAGCCUCUGAUAUAACUGGGGUCAGGUGAGCUGGUUUCUAGAAAGCGGCAUCUGAGAAUCAGUGAGCUGGCCAGAGUAGUUUUGGUGCAAUAGAGGGAACAGAAAUGGCCUUAGUGGCAUGAAAGGAGAGUGCGCAGAAUGUGUACACACACUACUGUGUCUUGGUGCUACAUUGUGGAAGUUGGGUGUUCAGGGGAUAACACAGCUGAUAGAGCAUCACUGCACAUAGAUGACAAUGGGAACUGCUCAUGAAACCCAAGAUUUCUGAAAAUUGGGAUGUGAUGAAAGGAAGCGUGUCCUAAUGAAAUACUCUGUAUACCAAGAAUGGAGCAUAGUAGGGGAACAACCUCCUUUGAUCCAUCUAAAUUCAGAACUUCCAGUUGAACAUGAAAACCAAGCAGACUGGCGACUGACUGGCAGUUGGUAGGGGCAGGGUAUGAACAAUUUAAAUUUUAUCCCCUAACAACUCUUCAGAGGAGAGUCUCAUGGCUAACAUCACCUUUCCCAACAUGGAGACAAUUUUAUGAAGUAAAAAUAGGGCUCAGAUCUCAACUCUUCCACUGAUAAGCUAUGUGAACUUGGAGAAGUCACUUAACCUCUUGAUCACAGUUUUUGUAUCUAUUAUCAGGCUAAUAACACCUUCCUUAGGUGGUAUUCCUUAUGUAAUUUUAAGGGGAAGAUUAAACGAGAUCGUGUGCUGGACACAGCUUCUCAGGAAGGAAGGUAAAUACCUGGGAGAGGCUGAUAACAACCAAAUUAAAAGAAAAUGAAUAUGGGCAGCCACAUUCCCAAAGCAUACACUAAUAACACAAAUAACCUUAUUUUGGGUCCCCAAAGCUAAGCAGUUCUUAGUUUCCAGCUUUCGACUUGUCUUUGUGGUGGUUACCACUUCAUCUUCUACUAGGUAGGCACUGUUUCCUCUUGUUUCAAUAGGCCAAGGUUGAGGGAGAGUUAAAGGUUUGGAUUUACCUACUUGAUUCCUAAUGUCUGUGCUACCCCACAGUGGGACAUAGGAAUGGGGCAACACAGAGAUCUGAGUCACUGCUGCUAAUCCUAGGAAAUGUGCAAGAUUUUCCAGAGACAAGAUUGUACGCUGCUCAGCUUUGGGACUGAAUGUGAGCCAGGGCAUGUUUGCUCCAUGCUCUAGGUACCUGACUAGGGAAGCUUCAAAACACCAAAUAUCUUGUCUCCUGUCAAGUUAGGUUCAGGGCGACUGAGGAACACAGGAUUUGAGGGUGAGUGGUCCCUUCUGCUCCCCUCUGGGUGUUAAUGCUCUGUGUAGCCUUCUCUUAUAUAUCUUGAGAAGGAUGUCCGUUCACCCAGCCUCCCUCCAUCUGCCACGUGUGCUACAUGAAACAGUCACUGCUGCUCUUAGGCAGCUGGCUGCUACUGCUGAGGUCCUCAGAGGGGCGGCUUGGGACACUGGCCUCCAUUCCUCUCCAGGAGGCUGAGUAGUUUGAGGGUGAGACUUGGACUUGUCUCAAAAAACUGCUGUCAGAGUAAAUAUAUCUGUUGGUCUGUGUUUUGUUACUCUUUGUGGGAAAUUUUAACAUGAAUGAAGAAUAGGAUGCAAUGAAUUGCCAUGUACCCAUUGACCUCAUGCCAAAUUUAUCAUUCAUGACUCGGCUUGUUUUUUUUUUUUCCCAUCUACUCCCUUCGUUCUUUUCUCGCCCAGAUUAUUUUAAAGCAAAUUUUAGUCAUCACCUUAUUUCAUCCAAAAGUAUUUUAAUAUUCCUAAAAGCUCACUCUGAAUAAAAGAAAACUACACCCCUAGAGAAACAAUCAAAUAACAGUGUUCAAAUUUCCCUGGUUGUCUCAUGAGUGUUUUGCUUUGAUUUCUUUUACAAUAUGUAUAUUUUGGGUAAGAUUGGGUAAGAAAAAGACAAUAUAAUCCAAGUAACUAUCUUGAGUCCCCUAUUCUAAAUUACCAUUAUUGAUUGGACCAGUGCAACAUAUUGUACCAGUACAACAUAUACAUAUGCCUUAAACUUUAUUUUCAGUGUGUCAGAAAUUUAAAUAUAUAAUGUAUUAUCUUGAGAUUACAAAAGAACACAACAUGUUGGAAGAUUGAGAACAUAGGUUUCCAGUACUUAGUCAUUAGUGAUUGUAGAGAUUUUCUUUUUAGUGUUUUCCAUUUAAAACAUUAACUUGGGCCUCCCUGGUGGUACAAGGAGUUGGGGCACAGCCUAUGAGGCUAUCCGCAGCCACUGCAGCAUGAGUUCAAUCCCCAGCCAGGGUGCUGCCCACAGGGUGCAGCAAACCUCUCCUGGCUCGCCUACUGCUCCCCUCAGCAGUGUAUUUCAGUCAAUCUGCCUGUUCUGUUCUCUACUAAGUCUCUGGUGAAUCCUUUCACCACCCCCACCACCCCCACCUCUGGCCUAUACUCCAGUUCUUGUAUACAUAAAUAAAUCUUAAAAAAAAAAAAAUAAAGCAUUAACAUCCUGUCAUAGCUCUGCGGGAAUAGAGCUGCCAAAGUGGGAGUACAGUGGGGAAAGAAACCAAAACCCAAAGUUAGGAAGAGAUGAAAGAUAGAAAUCAAGAAGAAUAUUUUUGAAACUAUAAGGAUUUCCUUCAGAGGGUUAAGAACCUGUCUUAGUUCAGGCAGCUAAAACAAAGUACUGUAAGCUGAGUAGUUUAUCAAUGACAGAAUUUUUUUCCUAAAGGUUCUAGAGGCUGAAAUUCUUUUUUAAAAAAAGAUUUAUUUAUGCAUACAAGAACUGGAGUAUAGAUCAGAAGUGUGGGGUGGAGGGAUGAGAGGAUUCACCAGAGAGAGUGGGGAGCAGAACAGGCAGAUCCAC